UCAGAUUCAACUUUUAAAACAGUUUCUGAAAAUUGGAAAAUGGAAAUGUUAUCAAAACAUUAUUGACAAUCAGCUGCUGCGUGUGACUAAUCUAGUUGGUCUUGACUCAAUACUGACAUUUUAGGUUAGGAAAAUACGACUGUUUUAUUGACAAAUACAUUAUUUAAAUAGAUUUUAUAAUAAAUCAAUUAUGGAUAUCUCAAGAAUGAAUAAUGGAUCAAAACUAUAUCUUUGCAAGUGGUAUUUCAGGGCUGGAUUUGCGUGCCUUCCUAUUGUUUGGCUCAUCAACUCAGUUUGGUUUUUUGAGGAAGCAUUCAAGAAGCCACCCUAUGAAGAACAAGCUCAAAUAAAGCGAUAUGUGACGUUUUCUGGUAUAGGCGCUGCGAUUUGGAUAGUAGGGAUGGCGAUCUGGGUCUACAUAUUCCAAACACACAGAGCUGAAUGGGGCGAAUUUGGCGAUGAUUUAACAUUCACAAUCCCUACAGGCAUCAAGUGAUUGCUCUACUAAGUGCUGUGAAAAUACUUUCUAGAAACUAUACUUCUGUAAUCAAGAUUAAACUCACAUAGCUUACUGAUAUUGUUCUAAUCAAAGUGAAAACAUGGAAAUGUUUCCAGCCUUUAGAAUGCAAACAAUUUUUUAACGAAGUCUUAAUAUUACAGUCACGUAGUUAGGUUUUUUGAAAUCAGGGGCAUUUUCCUAACUCAAGCCUUAAACAGAUAAUCCAUUUUUCAUUAUAAAGCUGGAUUCGCUCACAACAAUGACAGUGAAAAUAUAUAAUAUAAUAAAAUAUACUCACUCGGCCGGGCAGAGUGGGAAUAGUCUAAUUGUGGGUAUUUUAUGUUCACUGUCAAUGUUUGUAUGAAUCCUGCUACCGGUAUGCUCUAAUAAUUAACGUAUUAUUAAUACUUUUUGUGUAGUUGAGAAGUUGAUAUUGUGGUAAUUAUUCAUAUUAAAUAAAUAAAAAUAAAAAAUGUUCAAAGUAUUAUUAAUAAUUAAGCCUGUUCUUUGAAAAUUUUCCAGGCAAUGCUUUUGUGAAAAAAAUUAAUCAUUCAACUUUUUUGUUGUACUAAAGUACAGUAUUUCAAGCAAUAAAUUAACAUUCUCAUGACAUUAUUCUACAAUGAGUAUUUACUAUUCAUUUUGAUAGGAGAUGAUCGAAAUCUUUUUUCAUCCCUAUAAUCCAUGUUUGAUGUUUAUUCUCAUUAUAAUAAUUAUAUAUUUGACAGUUUAUUGACCUACUUUUAUUUAUUGUAAUAAAGCUAUUUUGAUACUCA
Messenger RNA from Nilaparvata lugens (brown planthopper), 1275 nucleotides. RefSeq names its product gamma-secretase subunit pen-2 (gene pen-2). Lineage: Eukaryota; Metazoa; Arthropoda; Insecta; Hemiptera; Delphacidae. The transcript has 3 exons. Bases 191 to 496 code for a protein of 101 amino acids. The record is from RefSeq and is a predicted model, not a curated record. Gene Ontology annotation, cellular component: gamma-secretase complex. Gene Ontology annotation, biological process: Notch receptor processing.